This is a messenger RNA of Ceraceosorus guamensis, 759 nucleotides long. RefSeq lists its product as hypothetical. The record is from RefSeq and is a predicted model, not a curated record. The transcript has 5 exons. Lineage: Eukaryota; Fungi; Basidiomycota; Exobasidiomycetes; Ceraceosorales; Ceraceosoraceae. Gene Ontology annotation, molecular function: translation release factor activity. Bases 1 to 759 code for a protein of 252 amino acids. Gene Ontology annotation, cellular component: mitochondrial large ribosomal subunit. Gene Ontology annotation, biological process: mitochondrial translational termination.
AUGUGCAAGACAGCAACAUUACUCUGGUCGCUCGCUAGCGGCAAAGCUGCAUCCCAGCCCUUCGGUCGGACACUGGCUUCGACUCGACGAGGGGCCAAGUGUUUGGCGCGAUUCGGCCCGCCCGUCUUCAAUCGGUCAUUCUGCCCCACUCCCAACCCGCCUAGCAUUCCCGGUUUGCUGCGAAAUCUGCGCGCAAACAAAAGGCCUCAAGCUCGCUUCCUCAGUAGCUCGCCCGGCUCAGAUGUAGCCGACGAGAGUGCAGCAGACAUCAAAGCAAGAGCAGCCUGGGUCGCCGAAUUCAGGGACAAAGAGUUGCCGAAGGACUUCUUGACCACUACGUUCACCAGAGCGAGUGGACCUGGCGGGCAGAACGUCAACAAACUGAGCACAAAAGCCAACAUUCGGCUAGACCUAAACAAGCUCAAGCAAGGUGUGCACGGAUUUGAGCCGCCACCUAGUGGCGCCAUCAAGCUGCUCGCUCGCAGAUCUCCUUUCUACGUGGCUUCAUCUCAUUCUUUGCUCGUCACUAGCUCUCAGGACAGAUCACAAGCUUCCAAUGAGCAAGAUGCGCUUCGCAAGCUGCAUGCUCACCUGGUCCAGACGCUCUCUGCGGAUAUUCCCGGAGAGACUUCAGAUCAGCAGAAGGAAAAGGUCAAGAGGUUGCAAGAAAGCGAUGCGAGACGCAAAAAGAUGGCCAAGCAGAAGAGGGGCGAUGUCAAGAGCGGAAGAAAAUCUGGCAAAGCCGUCGUUUGGGACUGA